Messenger RNA from Prosopis cineraria, 2056 nucleotides. RefSeq lists its product as uncharacterized. The record is from RefSeq and is a predicted model, not a curated record. Gene Ontology annotation, molecular function: protein binding. Lineage: Eukaryota; Viridiplantae; Streptophyta; Magnoliopsida; Fabales; Fabaceae.
UGCAGGUGUGUGUAAAUGUAAGUUUUGCAAUUUAAUUUAAAAAUUCAAUAAGAGUAAUGCCGCGUUCAAUGGAAAAGAAAUUCAUAAUUCAGUUGUUGUCUGCCACUAUAAAAAUUCCAAAAUUGAAGUCAUCCAUUCGGCUUUCCCCGCCAAUAUAUGGACAUCUCCAGUAUUCUGGACCUCCUUCUCGCGACAGGGAGAUUUGCAGAUAAUCCAUUUACAAUCACGAAUCUUCCUGUACCAGGUACACGUAGAUCCUCUAUUCUCCCGAUCCCGUCCAUAGGUUGCAAAUUUUCUUUUGCACGUUUACUGAAAUGAAUUCGAAUUGUGGCAAAUCCAAUCAACAGAAAGGUUCCUCAGCCGCUUUGAACAACUUCAAUUUCGACUUUGAUCUUGGGAUCGGAUCGAAUCGACCCAAAUCUCUCAACGACCAGAAAAACCAUACCUCGUCCAAUUCAUUUUUCACUUCUUCCUCCUCCACAUUUUCGUCUACUCAACCAAGACCCGCUUGGCAACUAAGCAAGCCAUCAUGGACUCACCAGCCGGUGCCCAGUCUGGCGGCUCAGCCCGGCUUGCCGAAUGGGCCCGUUUCAAUGGUUGGGGAUGUAUUCGGCAGGAGCUGGGGAUCGACUCAACCUUCGGCUUCGAAAUCGAGCAUCGGACCUAUUAAUAAAGAUCCUAAUCUCUUUGGGGAUUUGGUAGGUUCUGCUUUAGGGCAGAGUUCAAAGAGUAGUAGCAAUGUUCCCCUGAAAAAUGGGGCGCCUUUCGAAGGCGUCUGGUACACAUCGAACAAGAGUCCUUUUUCUAUGGAGAACAUGGCGGAUUCUUUGCCUAAAACUGGCGGUACAGUUCAAAGUAGUGGAAGUUGGGGAUCUUCUGGGAAUAUGGGGAACUAUCCUAGCGGCUACAAUGGUAAUAGUGGCACGAGUUUCAAUAAGAGUACCAAUCUUGGUGGUCCUUCGUUGCGCACCAUGAAUGUUGGAGGUGGUGUAGCUGGAAAUGGAAUGAGUUCUAAUAAAGAUCCAUUUGGUUCUUUGGCUGGUUUUGGAUCCAAACAAUCUGGUAGUCUUAAUUCAGCUAGCAAAGCAAAGAUAAUGAAUAAUGAUACAGGGGAUGAUGGUUUUGGUCAUUUUCAGAGUGGUUCCAAACCGAGCUCUUCUACAUUCCUAUCAAGUAGUUCAACAAAAAAUGGUAUCAAUCUUAAUUGAUCUGCGUCUUUGAGUCAAAAGCCCUCGCAAACUUCUAGGGGCGAUCCGUUGGACAUGUUCUUCUCAACUUCCUCAGCCACAACUGGAAGUGCUGCUGUGGCUUCUGAAGGAUUUGGAGGACAGCCCUCUUCAGAAGUUGAUGAUUGGGGCUUAGAUUCUGAAUUUGGUGGGGGAGGCCAUGAUGUGGGUGAUACAACCACUGAGCUUGAAGGACUUCCCUCUCUUCCUGCUGGUAUGUCUGGUUCUGCAGCAAAAAGCAAAGGGAUGGACAAUUACAAGCAGGGACAAUUUGCUGACGCUAGAAAGUGGCUUUCCUGGGCUAUGAUCCUUCUUGAGAAAGCAGGUGAUAAUGCAGGCACUACGGAAGUUUUGUCAUGCAGGGCUUCAUGUUUCAAAGUAGUUGGGGAGUAUAAGAAAGCAGUAGCUGAUUGUACAAAGGUGCUUGAGAACGAUGAAACAAAUGUAUCUGUUCUUGUACAGCGUGCUCUUUUGUAUGAAAGCAUGGAAAAGUACAAACUUGGUGCUGAAGACCUGAGGACUGUUCUGAAGAUUGAUCCUUCCAAUAGAGUUGCAAAAAGUACCAUUCACAAGUUGAAUAAGAUGGCUGAUUAGUGAUUUUUUCUUUUGACCAAUCUAGAAUCCUUGAUGUCUCAAUUUAAUAGUUUUAUUGCCCUAACCCGUCACCCUCAAUAGGCAGGGGGUGAUGGUAAUUUAAUUUCUGUUUAUACACUGUUCUGAUUGUUGCCGCCCUCCAUCUGAUCUUCUGUACAAGGUUUCUCUUGUUUAUGGCACACGUCCUGCAAUUGUUAUGGUUACGGCAUAUUUUUUAGCCAAGACUUGAACAUGAA